AUGGACAGGGGGGAAGGGAAGGAAGUAGUUUCUCUUGAAACUCUGAGUAAGAAGAUGGAUGAUUUUGCAAAGGCUAGAGAUUGGGAGAAGUAUCACAGCCCAAGGAACCUCCUUUUAGCAAUGGUGGGUGAAGUGGGAGAGUUAUCAGAGAUAUUCCAAUGGAGAGGGGAAGUGGAAAGAGGACUUCCAGAUUGGAAAGAAGAAGAUAAAGUUCAUCUUGGUGAAGAGUUAUCAGAUGUCUUGUUGUAUCUUGUGAGGCUAUCUGAUGCAUGUGGUGUCGAUUUGGGGAAAGCUGCUCUGCGGAAACUCGAGCUCAAUGCCAUUAAGUACCCAGCACCCAAACAGACUGAUGAUCAUUGUGUUGGUGAACAUUCAAGCGACAAUACCAAGUUGAAAGAGGAUAACUAA
This is a messenger RNA of Eruca vesicaria subsp. sativa (arugula), 408 nucleotides long. NCBI's taxonomy places the organism in Eukaryota, Viridiplantae, Streptophyta, Magnoliopsida, Brassicales, Brassicaceae. The record is from the annotation of a GenBank genome assembly.